AAAACACUUUUUUAAUUUCCUUCUUUGUGCAUCCAUGGCGGAUCGUUCCCUGUUAUUCACAGGAUUCCUCGUACUUCUCACGGCGGGAGCUUCUUCAGGUGCUCUAAUCUCCUCGAGAGCGUCUCCCGGACGAGCUAUUUCGGAUUUGAAGGAUUCGAUUGUGAGGGCGCUGGGGUUCCAGGCAGAGGACGUGGAGGUCUCGGGGUUCCAGGCCCGUGACGCGCAGGUGGGGCAUUCGCUGGCGUACGAAUUCGAGAUCGAGAUCGAUAAGAAGGUUAUUCCGAUCAAGUUGUUGGAGGACGUGAGCCGAUGGGAGGCUGCGGAUUUUCCGACAUUUGGAGAGGACGCAGAGAAUGAAGGAGAUGGAACAGAGUUGGUGAACAUCGAGAGGUGGUCGAAUUCUAGGGCUCCGCCGACCUUGCCGCCGUUUCAGCUCGCCGGCCCUUUGGAGCUGUGGAUUCAAGACGCCGAUAGCCUGAGAAUUGCAUUGCCGCACGAGGUCGAAGCCGGAACGUUGAGGAAAGUGAUUUUAACAGACGAUGUCGCCGUCACCGUGAAGGGCGCGCGGUCUGUAAGCCUCCGGCUGCCGCUGCAACUCCCCCUCCCUCUCAACCGCACCCAUCCCGACAGCCGCCGGCCCGCGUCGGGGCUGCUUGCCAUCGCCGAGGCCGCACGUCAGUCCGCCCGUUCAUCAGGCGAACCCCUCCUCUCCCUCCGCGUCGUCGGUCCGACAUCCCUCACAUCCUCUCCAUCGGCGUCACCCCACGACAAGCUCAAGCUCAAGCGGCUCGCCCCGGGGCUCGUCGAGCUCUCCUCGCGCUCCCUCCCGUCGACCGCCGGAGCGCAAAACCCGACUCUUUGGCCACUGAUAUCGCUGAACGGAUCCAAUUCCAACAUCCAAGGAUUCGAGGAGCUGUUGGCGUCGUUGCUCGGGCGGAAGGGCGAGGAAGAAGGAUCGUUCACGCUGCUGAAAGCAGAUGUAGCAGCGAGAAGCUACAUGAAGAUUGGAUUCAAAGUAGAGAAGCAGAUUGCGGAAGGGGAGGUGGACUGGUCCAGUUAUCCGGAAUGGAGGACGAGGCCGGAGAAAUCCACGGCUCACUUCGAGGUUCUUUCUCGGAUAGAGGAGAAUGGAAAGGUCAUCCCUGAGAGGAUCACGGAAGUAAAUCCUGCUGAAAUACUCGACAGCGUAGCGCAGAGUGAGCUAACUGGAAACUUUUCCAUGUCUCGAGCUUCAAUUGUUCAUCCUCCUCAAAGUUUCUUCACAUUGUAAUCUUGUCGUCUUCUUCUUCUUCUAUUCUUCUUCUUCCGUUCUAUAUACUUCAAAAAGAGAAGCCAUCGACCUCGUGCUGCCGAAGUUGGAAGCAUUGGCUCGGCAAUAAAUUGAUUGGAAUUUUCUUUCUUCUGUUUAUGUUCAAAGAUAACAAGCUAUAGCUAUAUCUUGAUUAGUUCCUAUGAUUCGUUAAGCAAUGCUGGAUGAAACAUUGUAGUCUGUUUCACUUGAACCUGCAGUGAAAGAGUAGAUAGAUUUAUCUUCUAA
Molecule: messenger RNA, 1537 nt
Organism: Zingiber officinale
Lineage: Eukaryota; Viridiplantae; Streptophyta; Magnoliopsida; Zingiberales; Zingiberaceae
Exons: 3
Coding region: 35-1270 (411 amino acids)
Source: RefSeq, a predicted model, not a curated record